Messenger RNA from Symbiodinium sp. CCMP2456, 157 nucleotides. The record is from the annotation of a GenBank genome assembly. NCBI's taxonomy places the organism in Eukaryota, Dinophyceae, Suessiales, Symbiodiniaceae.
UCCAGUCUUCGCCCUGUCCGGCGCACGAUCAAGAUGGCUUCAUCCUCGUAUCUCACACCUCUGCGGCGCUUUUGUACCGCUUCAAGACUGAGGUCCCCAGUCAGAAGGGCUGUGCACACGGCGAUGCCAUCGCUGGACAUCUCCCCGUUCCUCUCAG